UGGCUUGACAACAAAAUUAUGCCAAAACUAUUCAUAUUCUCGUUGCAAAUUCUAAGUUAAAUGAAUGCAUUGACCACCCACCAAAGUCACUCGUAACAUUACUAGAAAGUGGCCCUAUAUUUGUGCAACUAUUUUGCAAAAUGUUUGCCCACCUACACCCAAAGUAUGUCUUUGGUCUGUCUGCCACGUGCAAAUCCAACAAUGUCUGGUUCACUGACAACAAUACAAUCAUGUACCCUGCUGGAAACGCUGUCGUGAUGCUCAACCUGGACCAGAAGUCUCAAACCUUCCUUCAUGGCGUAGAGAAACAAAAGAGCACAACAUGUCUUGCAGUCUCGCACAAUCGCAUGUACGCUGCACUUGGUCAUACCGGGGAUGGCGAAGGAUCUAUCGCCGUUUUCGACCUAAAGUCCAACAAACGAGCCAAAACGUUAGUCUCGACCGACUACAAAGUCACCGAGUACGUGUCCCUCUGCUUCACAGCGGACAACCUUCACGUUAUCGGCCUCACCGCGGCGCCCGACUUUACAUGCGUGUUAUGGAAAUGGGACAGAUCCCGGGUUGUCGCAAUGGUAAAAGCGACCGGAGGACUAGGACCGGUGUAUGAGGUCUCCACAUCUCCAAUGGACUCCAACCUGAUCUGUACCGCUGGGAAGGACUGCUUUAAAUUUUACCGUUUUAAUGAAAACCAUCUCAAACAAUUUGGUUUCCAACGGGCCGACGAGAUUCACUUUCUCUCCUGCGCGUGGUACAAGUCAGACAAAAUGAUUGCCGGGACAGCCGAUGGGAAGUUGAUGCUCUUUGAACGGGGCGAGUAUCGACAUGACAUUGCCAUAAAAAAUGUCAAGAAUGAAAUCACCGGAGCUUUGGCGGAGAAGGCGAGACUCCGUCAGAAGGAUGAAACCAUGAGAAAGUCGAAUGCAGCGAUUGAAACGUUAGGAGGAGGGCCACCCCCACCGGCGAGUCAAACUGACGUCACAAUGAUCCAUGUUGCCUCAUCUGUUCAGCAAUUGCAGGUCGAUCAGGAUGUGGACCGACCCACGUCAAAAUUUAUGGGAGAUGAGAUCACCUCCAUUGCAACAUAUUCGAAAGGGUUCGCAGCCGCGUAUGGGGUCGGGAAUGUGGUAAUUUUCGAGGAGCAAUUGGUUUACACUGGACCGGACGAUCAUUACAAGCAAAUGUAUCUCAUCCGGAUUCCACAUUCCACUUCGGAGAGUGAAGAUCGCAUCAUUAAGACGCUUGCGAUAAGUCCGAAUGAAGAACUACUGCUAGCUUCGACUUACAAUUGUAACAUUUACAGCUUUCAGUUAAGCAGUGUGGAGAUUAAGGAACCAGAUGAAAUGGUGUUUGAAUUUGCAAAUUGUUCUUACCACUUCGGUCCCAUCCUUUCACUCGAUGUCGCCAUCAGAAAAUCCCUCCUCGUGACUUGUGGUGCGGAUAAGUUUAUUCGUGUAUGGAAUUUUCUUGCCAUGACGCAAGAAGCCCAAGCCGAGUUUGCCGAGGAGAUUUAUUGCGUCACUAUCCAUCCUAUGGGCCUUUUCGUACUGGCCGGGAUGGUGGACAAGAUUCGAAUGUACACAAUUUUGAUGAACGAUAUCCGCGAGUUGAGAGAGUGGCCGGUGAGGUCAUGUCGGGAGCUCAAGUUCAGUAAUGGAGGUCACUACUUUGCUGCGGCGAAUGGCAACAUUUUACAAUUAUAUUCUACAACCACGCUGGAGAAUGUCGCAAAUAUGAAAGGGCACAGUAACAAGAUCCGAAAAAUUUACUGGACCUUGGACGACAAUAAAGUCAUAACUGCUGGGGGUGAUGGUGCCAUUUACGAGUGGGAUGUGCAGACGGGAAAGAGAACGGCAGAUCUUGUAAAGCGAGAAUCAAAGCUGGCGUCUGUCGUGGCGACGCCAGAUGCGAAAAUUUAUUUUGCAAUUAAUUCAACGCACAUUAAAGAGAUUCAGAUUCAGGAGGGAACGGUAUGUACAUUCUGUCAAUAUACAAAGCUGUUUUUAUUGUGCACAUAUGACGAAAUAUACUGCAUCAGCGUCUCCUCCGAUAAUACAAUCAUCUUUUGGAAAAUGACCGAUGCCGAUGGACGGGUUGCCAAAUUGGAAAAAGAUUUGUGUUAUGCAACAGAAGUUUUGGUCACAAAAAAUGACCUCGAAGAGCGACAAGUCGCCAUCAACGAAUUAAAGCAGAAAUACGCCGAACUCAAGAUUGAAAUGGAUUACGCCCUCAAACGAAAAGACAUCACUUAUCAGGAAGAGAUUCGCGACGUGAAUAAUAAAUUUGUUGCCGACAUUGACCAACUUAAGACACGGAUUGAAGAAUUGGAAAAACUCAAGGACAAAAAUGCCGACGAGUACAACGCAUACUUGCUCGAAGUCAAAAAACACCAUCAGUCGUCCCUCAGCAAUAUGGAAGCCCACUUCAAUACAAAACUCAUCUCGGAGUUUGAAAAGUACAAUGCGUUGCAAAACCUUCUAGAGGAAACUAUCAAAGAAUAUGAAGGUCGACUAGUUACACUGGAGGAAGACAAAGGAAAAGCGAUUGAGGAACUGGUCGACUAUUUUGAUUCGAAGAUUAAAGAUAAGAAUGGUGCUUUGGAGCAGGCAUUCAAUGAGGCCCGAGUCCAAAUGAGUGAAAGUGAAGAAAUGAAGCGACAAAUUGAGGAGGACGCGGAUCAAGAGAUUUUGGAAAUGACGACGUCCUAUGAGAGAAAGCUGGGUCAUGAGAGAGAAAUGAACGCCAAACUGAAGGAGAAGGCGGGCAUGAUGACAAAUAAGUUUCAAACUAUGCAGAAGGAGAUUGAAGAGAGGAUGAAUGAGGUCCAACGCCUCCACUCAGAGUGCUCCAAACUGGUAAAUACAAUCAAGAGUACGGAACGAGAAGUCGUCCAGUUACAGAAGCAAUUAGUGGAUAGCGGUGUGUCGAAUGUUCAAAAGGAGAAAACUAUCGCCGAACUGCAAAAGAGUAAUAGUGACCUUGACAAAUUCAAGUUCGUUUUGGAACACAAGAUUAAAGAGUUAAAGAAAAAUAUUGAGCCCAAAGAGAGAGAAAUUGUGUACUUGAAGCAGCAAAAUACCGAUAUGGAGAACGAACUCGACGCCACAAUCGCGGUCCGCUCCGGACUUCAACUUCAAGUCAGUGAAUUGCAAAACAAGCUCAAAAUGACGGACCACGAGUACAAUACGGAGAAAAGGAUGCGAGUUCGACUGCAAGUUUUGCUCGAAAGGAUUCGUGGUCAUAUGACGCGAUGCAUGAGCGUCCUUCAGGAUCACAAACAUCUCAAGUAUACGGUCAAGGCUAUGUAUCAAAAGUAUGGGGAAGGAAUCCAAGCCGGAAAAGCUACGUCGGCAGAACAGGAAGCAAUUUGUGAAUUAGUCCGACAGAAACAUCACUUGGAAAUCUCACUGACUUCUAUUAAGCGAAAGUUGUCGAAGGAUGCCCAAUUUACGAGGACUGAGCAGCUGAAAAUUAUGCAUGAGAAUAUGAUGCUCGUCUACGAAAUCAACAAUCUUAGAGCUGAACUGAAAAGGACUCGGGACAAAGUGGCGUCAUACGAGACCGCUCUUGGAUUUAAUGCUUCACAUGCCACAGAAGCGGCUGAAAUGCGCCUUAAACUUCAGCACGCUAUUGAGGAUCGAGACGAGAUUGAUAUUCAACAUGACAAUGUUGUGGAGAUUAAAAACGCUUUGAUUGAAUCUCAACAAGAAGAAAUAGACACACUGUCUACCAAAAUUCUCAAAGUUCAUGAAUUCGUCCACGACACAGCUCGACCCGAGGGGGCCAUGGGGAAUGCAGCAAUAGAGCACAUCCGAUCGGUUUUGAGCACUGGCAACAACACCAAUUUACAGAGUUGAGCUCGCUAUCUUACAAUGCGAUGGUGUGAAGUGUAACCCUCCGAUUUGGCUGAAAUUUUGAAAUUAGGUGGUCU
This is a messenger RNA of Folsomia candida, 3928 nucleotides long. It is a transcript of the gene tous, whose product is annotated as cilia- and flagella-associated protein 57. Lineage: Eukaryota; Metazoa; Arthropoda; Collembola; Entomobryomorpha; Isotomidae. The transcript is spliced from 17 exons. Bases 141 to 3854 code for a protein of 1237 amino acids. Gene Ontology annotation, molecular function: protein binding. The record is from RefSeq and is a predicted model, not a curated record.